GCUCGCUGCUUUGGUGGCUCAGCCUGGGCAAGCCAUCAAGCUGGUCUUGGGGAGAAACGAGUGGGCAGAUUGAAGUUGGCCUGCGCUCGCAUCGCAAUAUUUGUUGUGCUGCCGGUCUUCCUCGGCAUUGCCUACUUAGUCAUGACGGGCUUUAUUGCCCCCAGAGCAGAGUACCUGACCCUUCACUUCUGCCGUUUUUCUAUGUCGGCACCUAUGCCUGAGACAUGGGUGCUGAUCAGGCAGCUCAACAAAGAGUGGCUGCUGCAUGAACGUCGACGCUGCUGUACUCAGCUGCGAGACGUGGGUGUUGAUCGAAAGACCUUUCCGUUUCGCAACCAAGCUCUCACAUGGCGACUGGGUCAGCUAGCUUUGGAUAGCUCUCUC
Symbiodinium pilosum is the source of this 384-nucleotide messenger RNA. Lineage: Eukaryota; Dinophyceae; Suessiales; Symbiodiniaceae. The record is from the annotation of a GenBank genome assembly.